Messenger RNA from Mizuhopecten yessoensis (Yesso scallop), 1111 nucleotides. RefSeq lists its product as uncharacterized. Bases 10 to 1056 code for a protein of 348 amino acids. The record is from RefSeq and is a predicted model, not a curated record. Lineage: Eukaryota; Metazoa; Mollusca; Bivalvia; Pectinida; Pectinidae. The transcript is spliced from 9 exons.
CAGCCGACCAUGGAGAUAACACUUAUCAUCCUGGCUAUAGCUGGAUUCAGCUUCAGUGUUUGCUAUGGGAACACGUGCUAUUUCCAGAAGCCACUUUACAGAUGGGGAACCACAAAAGUAGGAUGGUGGGGCAGAAAAAUUGUAAGAAGGGUUUACUAUUCAACAGGUUCACGCUGUUGUACUGGGUACAACGGGCCAUCUUGUAGAACUCCUAUUUGCAAUCCUCCUUGUAUAGGUGGUACCUGUGUGUCACCUAAUAGGUGUCGAUGCGACAACGCUCAUAUAGGAAGUACCUGUCAAACAGUUGUAUGUUCUCACCUGAAACCUUGCUUCCCCGGGAUUUGCACGUAUCCUCACAACUGUAGAUGUCAGUCUGGUUUCACGGGCACCACUUGCCUAACAUUGCAAGCUUCUCAAACCCCAUAUCUCCUUCGCACCAGCACAUACCUCGUCAAUCAGGAAAGAACGAGCGGUAAAGUGUUGGCCAGAUUCCUGUCCGAUUCCACAGCACCAAACACUGGUUAUACAGAUAGAAUUUGGUUGAUGAAGCAUGAUUUCAAUAUCAUCAACAUCUACUUCGAAUCAAUAUACAAGUAUCCCUUGCUGGAGGAGAACGGCAAUUACAUUGAAAACUACGGCUUUGGGAUAGUGGACGGGCGAGCUCGUUUGACACUUACAAAAAUUCAGCACCAAGGAUCCUCUACGUCAUAUAGACACCAGAAAAACUACACCUGUCCACACAACCCCAAUACAGCUAAACCACAAGAAGGUGUCUUUAAAUGCAACAUAACUGAUACUGAUUUUGAUUGGUUGUUAGAAAAUGGAGAUAUUAUGGUGGCUACGGUAUCAACAAAGAGUGGGGGAUUCCGAGGUAUCCGGUCGCUGGAUACAUUAUCACACUACCGAAACGACUUUUAUGAAACUCAAACGGCUACAAAACACAUGCAGUUCAUGUUCGACUACCACCCACCUUACCACUGUAUGGAAACGAAAACAUGUUCAAGACAGCCGCUUCUAAUUAGAAAUGAUAUCUCAAAGGGACCUGUAACCAUAUGAUGGGACGGAUGGAAUGACACUUUAUCGGGUGUCCACAUUUACACUGUACAGGUGU